CGUAUUUUAAUAUUAAACAAAAUACAAAUAAUACGUAGCCAUACGUACAAACGCACACACAUAGAUGUAAUUGUGUUGCAGAUUAACAAAAAUAAUGUUUUGUGUCUUCUUUUAUUAGCAUGUGUGAAAUUAAAAUUGUUCAAGAGCAUAGAGUGUAUCGUGACGGGGAAAAUGCAUAAAAUAAUGGAAAAGAAAACGGAAAGAAAUUGUUAACGUGUGUUUCGGUAAAAAUUAAAUCAAAUAAAUGAAAAAUGUGAAUUGCGCGCAACUAAAAUGCAAAAUAAUAAAAUAUUUUUUGCGAAACAACAAAAAAUUUGUGCAGUUCUUAAAACUAAUCAAUACAAUAAAAUUUUCAAUAGCCAUAGCCUGAUGUGCAACAUAUGAGCAACAUCAUAAAUUAAUCUUAAAAGACGGUGGCAUCGAGUAAUAUUGUACAAGAGCGAGCGAAAGACGAAAAACGUGUGAAAGCAAAGAGUACAAAAAUUGUGAAGUAGCAGCACGGAGAGGAGCAGAGCAGAGAAAAAGGCAGAAGCGGCAGCACUCCAUCGAUUUUUGCAAAAACAGGCGCCAUCAAAAACACAGGCAGGCCGAGGAGAAGAUUUAAAUUGACUGCACCGCACACAAAUCUUAGCACAGGGCUGACGUCCCAAACACCCAAAUAGAACAUCAACGAUUGGACGGCUCAUAACAUAUAGUUCAAUAAUACUAAGAGCAAUAUUUGGACCAACAAAUCGAGCAAUCGGAAGGCAGGCGGCGUGAAAUCUCGUCAAAUUUUUCGUCGUUGUCGUGCAUAGUCGCCGCCAUCUCAAUACAUCAAUCCCCAUUUAUUACAAAACAGUUUAUCACAACAGCACAGGCCAGCCAAUGGAACGCGCAUGGAUCUCGACCUCGACCGUUCCUAUUGCAGCCAUAGCAGCAGUGGUAACAGUGGCAACAGCAGCAGCCCAACAUCAUUGAAAGCGGCACGUAAGCAAACCUAUGCGUCAUGGAGACCAGCACAACGGCAGCGAAUUUAACGCAGGAAUUGAAACCCUCUUCAGCCAGCAGUCUACAGGCUCAGCAGCAACAACAGUUGCCAUUACAACAAAAUUAUACGGCCGUAAGUGAAGGAUUAACAGCCUCAGGUAGAGCAACGCAGCAGCAGCAAUUGGAUAAGCAUGAGGCAAACACAUUGUUUACUGCUGCAGGAACCGCACCUGGUUUGACGGGGCAGGGGCAACAACCGCCGCCGACGACGACGUCGAUGUCAAUAAUGAUGACAACGACAACAAAUAGCAGCACAGCAGUGACAUUGGGUGAACUGAAUUUGCCACCGCCGCCACCACAAAUCCCAGUUGCUGGCCCAGCCGGUGGUGGUGUUACGUUGGGUAGCCUGUUGCCCGCACCGCCUGCAUCUACAACAACAACAACACUUCCAAUAGCAAUUGGAUGUCCAACAGUGGGAGCAGCGACAGCAGCAACGAUAACAACGCACUCAAUAAAUAAUGAUGUGGCCACAUCUGUUGCAGCAACCGCAGCAUCAGCACCGCCAGCGUCACAAGCUCCAGUGCCAAACUCUUCAGCCACAUCCGGUCUGAUCGGUCCCAGUGCAAGUGAUUUCGACUCCGAUACAGAGCUGUCUGUACUGGCCUCUGCCGAUCGACGUAGUUUGUCAACUGCGGGUGCUGUUGGUGCUGCCACAACGGGUGCUGAUCCCGGCGCAACGCCAACCUGCAAUAUAUCAUCGGGAGCAAAUGUGACCGGUGGGGCAGGAACGGCACUGUUAGCUUCCGCCUCAGCCGUAACCACAAAUGGCCAUAAUAACAAUAAUGGCAGUGCCCAGCUCAGCCUGAAUGCGAAGCAACAACGGCAACAAAAACGACGUCGGGAGCGGGCACAACGGCUCCAAGCUGAGCGCGACAGUCGCUGCAAUGCGAGUGCGAUGAAUGCGAACAUGAUUGGAGGUGGUGUGCCUGGUGCUGGAGUGGGUAUGGGCGCUGGUGGUACCUGUAUAGCUGCCGCACCAUCCUCCAUGCAUAUGGGCAAUAUUGGAAUGGGAGCGGCAAUGCUAUAUCAUGUGAACAGUGCCGGGAGCAUGGGUGAAGAUAGCAACAACUCAAAUGGCAACUUCACCAGCAGCAGCAAUGGCAGCAACAAUCUGUUGCCACCCACAGAUAGUAUCGCCUCCUUAUUGUUAAAUCCGCCGCAUUCACCGGAAUGCAAUUCGGGACUCAUGGCCACGCCAAGUGAUAGCGAGGGCGAGUCUCUUGAUGAAGAUCUCCUAUCGACGUCAUCGUCAUCCACGUUACUGCUGCCACGUGACAAACCACCGCCUCGCCCGCCACCUCCGGUGCGACGGAAAUUGCCGCGCUCGCCCGUCCUCGAGGAGGAGAUCAUCGACGGAUUUGCCAUAUUGGAGUUUAAAACGUACGAGGAUCUCGAGUUCGCCAUCAAGCUCGGGCAGAAGCGUAAAGAGAAACGCCUUUCGGCCCUCGAGGAGCUAACGUGCACGUACAGCAUAGAGGAAAUGAAAAUGCCAAAGAUCAUAGAUACCGGUCAGCCGCAUCCGUUGCGUGGAACCAAUCUUGGAGCUUUGUCCGUUGCCAGCAAUAAUAAUCUAAAGGAGAGCAAUCACCAUCGUGUCGUUGGUAUUGGCGUCACAGUUGUGGGCAACAACAGCAGCUCGAAUAUCAACAAUUUGAUGACCAAUACAAGCAAUGGAAACAACAACAGCAACAGUUACUUGUCUGGCACGGUCUCAAUGGGCGCCACAGCCGAUCCAGAAACUGUGGCGCAUUGGCGGGCACAAUAUCAACAACAGCAACAGGAGCAGUUAAGCGGCAAUGGCAGCAGCAAUGCAAAUCAAAAUCCAAUUAGCAAUAGUUGUAACCACCACAUGAACCAAUCCAAGCAGACCAAUUCCAUAAUACCCAACGGAUCUGUCGAUCCCAACACCAACAGCACAACAAACAACACCAAUUGUGGCAACGGAAACGGCAAUGGGAACAAUAACAACAACAACAGUUUGCUAGAAAAUGGCAGCGACACACACAUGCUGGACAUCAGCAGAUCAACCAGCACCCAUGAGCGUAUGGAUACCAGUGGCAGUGUUUCCGAAUCCAAUAGCUCAGUGCCGAUGAUGGUGGGCAACGAUAUGGAUGUGAGCGUUGAUUACAAUGGUGAUGGAAAGGGCACAAAAUCAAAUACUAAAGCACCAACAACAAAUACACACAAUCAUUCAAGUGCUGGACUAUCCUCAUCAACGUCAGCACAAUCGCCAAAUAUGAAACAGAAGCUGCACAAUAUGGAAGUUAACGAUGCCGCCACUACUGCAGCAGUGGGAGCAGCGACAACGCCAGGCAGCAUACCGCUUGAAAUCCAAGGCUUAACUCUCGGCUCAGCGCAGGUCGUUGGUGCCAACAACAUAAUGCUUCAUCAGGAUCACGAGCUUAAAGAUCGCUUCAGUGAUGCGCCGAGUCGUUGCAGCAGCAAUAGUAAAGGAAUUAAUAUCUGUGAUAGUGGCAAUGGGGAGAAUAAGAGUUCUGAAAAGUUGGUAGCUAUAGUUUUUCCUUCAACACCAACACAUGUUUCCAAUGCCACGCCAAGUCCGACGACGCCGCGCAAGUCCUCCGACUAUCCACAGCAGCAGGCCACGGGCGGAACUUUUGGACAACCCGUUGGCAGCGAUCCUGUGCUCUCAACAUCAUCAUUGAAGCCGCCAUCGCCGGCGGUGGUUAGCGGCUCUGGCAUUGUGACGAGCAUGGGAGGACCCGCUGUUGUGGCUACCAGUGAGAGUAGUGUCGCUAUAGCAACAUCACCGAGCGCAUCAAUGGUGACGGCGCCAACGAUAGCAGGUGGUAGCAGCAGCAACAGUGGCGUUGGCGGAAUGCCCAACUUUGCAAGCGAAACGGAAAAAUCCAUGGGUCCUGCCACAGUCGCCAACGUGGGGCCAACGUCUGUCCAUUCCGUGCUGGUCAGUGCGAACUUUGCAGCCGGUGCGGCCCCAGGAACACAGUUAACGACGGGUACUGGUGGUGAGACACAGCUUACAGCAGCAACGGUGCCAGCGCCUGGCGCUCAUACAUUAGCACCGGCGCCUGUCUGCGAACCAGGCACUCCCAUCUUUACCACCAAGCUGUCACCCGGGCCGGGUCAAGGAGGACUGCUUGUUAGUGUGGGAAAUGCGCCGCCGAAUGCAACUGCGGUUUUGCGACCACCAGUUUCAAUGAUGGCGGGAGCUCCAGCACCAACGGCCGGCGCAGUGGGUCCUUUGAUGACACCAUUUGGCAACCGGCUCAGCGCACCGCUUUCCCUGCCUUCGACGACGUCUACUACCGGCAUUUUGGGCGGCACACUCAAAUCGAACGAAUCAGUUCAGCAGCAGCAACAACCAGGCGGUGUCAACAAUUCUGCGAACAGCAACGUCGAGGUCAUGAAGUCUGUGGUUGCUGGCGGUGGACCCUCUGCGCCGGCGAAUGCACAGUCUGUGGUGAAUGGAUUUUUGGGCGGUUUUCCGCCUGGCAGUGCUGUGACGACAAACAUAAGCGUCGUUGGUCCGCCGACCCGCAUCUCACCGCACUCAGCGGCAAAGCUUAGCCAAAACAGCGGUGCGCUUGUCUCCACAUCUACGGCUGUUCCUACAAGCACAAUGUCCAUACCGGUUUCCUCCGCUGCCGUUUCUAAUCUGAGCAAACUGUCCUUUAAUGCAGGAACUGCAACAAUUGGUGGUGGUGGUAUUGGUGGCGGUGGUCCUCAAACAGUGGCUGUGGCCGCUGCUGCCGCCGUCGCCCAUGGUUUGGUGUUUCCCGGCGCCCCACCACCGCCCAUAUCACAUGUGGCAGCGGGCCUGCCCAUGCUAAUACAGGCACCGUAUCGGCAACCCUAUGGCAAUUAUCCAUUGUAUGCACCAUACAGCAAUAUUGCGCAUAGUCCGUACCUGCCACCGGUGGUAGCCUCUCCCAGUGCGUCACCAUCGCCGCACCGUGGCACCGAUAGUCGCGGCAAUCGUGAAUCGCCAGCAGCAGCAUCGCAAAAGGUACCAAAUAACUCACAACCACUGUCAGUGGGUGGUGGUUCAGUGGUUGGCGGCAUGCGUCCCAUCACUCCACUCUCCAACGCCGGCGGAACAAAUGGCAUCAACAAUACAAAUAGCAGCACCAGCAUCAAUCCAAAUCUUGGCGGGACCAACACACCAUCACAAACGACAGCAACAGCGGGAACGGCAACGAGCGCGGCUGCACCACUGCCGUUGCCGCCGCCCCCACACACAACUACCCAUCCACUCAAUCACACGCACUUGGCGCCACAUCAUAUGUCCGUGCCAUAUGCGACCGGCAACUAUGGAGGUGCACCUCCAAUGGGACCCGCAGCGACCUCAGCAGCAAGCAGCACAGCACCACCAGCCGUUAUCACAUCCAUAGCACCUGCGCCACAGCUUUUGCCCCCACCGCCGCCACAUGUGCUCGCCCAUGCUGGGCAUGCCGGCCAUUCCGGACAUCCCGGACACUUAUCACAGCCGAGUGUACCGAUGUCGGCCGUCACACAUCUGUUGAGUACUCAUCCACAGUUUGUGGCACCACCAUCAACACAGCAUCAGCAUCUUUUGCGUUGCGGCAAUCUGCAAACUUCCGGAGUAUCGGGUGGUAGCACCUAUAGCGCCUCAUCGCUUAGUGGAAUUGUGCCAAGUUCAGCAACAGUGUCGGCAGUGUCGGGGCAACCAAUUUCGUCUUCAGCUUCGUCGACAUCCUCAUCUGUGAUCCAGAAGAUUAUAUCACCCAAAAGCGAAAGCCCCAUCGGCAAGGAUCGUGACAGCAGUUACAGCAUUGCGGCAAUACGUUCGACCGGCACCUCGGGAACGUUACAAGUGGGACCGCAAGGCAUUGCUUUGGGUCCCACAUUUGGCGGCUUAGUGCCGUCUAGUCCUUAUGGCACGGUUGCUGUUUCAAUGCAAUCAACAUCGACACUGCAGUCGUCCUCGGUACUCGCCGGACCCGGCAUGGGUGGUGGUUAUCCACCAAAGACGGCGCUCUGGUUGAACGCUCCAGGUAUGCCAACAUCGCAGGCCAUCACAAGCACGGCGCACGCGCCCUCGGUGAACAGCAACAGCGUUAUUGGUGGCGGUGGCGGUGCACGACCAACUCCACCACCUUCGCUAAAUGUGAACACAUCUGCGACAGUGACAAAUGCAAAUUCGCCGCAUGCCAUGCAUUCCACGGCGGGCAGCGGAGGGCCGCCGUAUUUUGCCACACCACUGGCGCCUUCCCUGGCCGGCAACUCAACACUAACCGGGGGUGUGGUGGCCAUCAGUUCGGGUGCGCCUUCGAUUAAUACUUCAACGGCGGUGCCGGCCAUAAUGACAACGGCUACAACAACAACGUCAGCCAGCUCUGUGAACACAUCCCAAUCACCGGCAGCGUCAGCAGUGGCCGCCAUCACCCCAACGCCACAUCCCUUCUCCGCAGAAUCUCUCUUUCAGCCAAACAAGAACGAUCAGGCUGAUUUAUUGCGUCGGGAGCUGGACAGUCGCUUCCUGGAUCGUUCUGGCUUGGCUGCGCCCCCACCACCCAAUCCGCCAUCGACAUAUUUACGUCAAGAGCUGCAUCAUCACCAGCACACGCAUUUGCACCAACACCAACAGCUGUUGCCAUCAGCCGCCGCUAUGUCCACAACACUGCCGCCCGCACCGCCAACGCCGGCUCCAAUAUUCCCGCCACCGCUCUUCAAAGACAUUCCCAAAAUGGCCGCUGUCGAUCCGCAGUUCUAUCGCUCCAGCAUCGGAUUGCCUGGCUAUACGGGCUACAAUCCAGCGGGCCUACUGCAUCCAGGCCUGGGCGGUCCAACUCCGUUUAUGCCACCCAACCAUUUAACAUCAUUUGCACCCAAGUCGCUACCACCACAAACACCACAAUCACAACCACAAUCAUCAUCGAUACCCACUUCAACAACAUCGAACAUAGACCCAUCCAAAAAUCCCAGGUCAAUGAAAACUGGACGUUGGAAUGCGAUGCACGUGCGCAUUGCGUGGGAGAUUUAUUAUCACCAGAACAAACAGAAUACCGAGAAGCCGUUGGUAGCUGGUGGUGGUCUAAGCGGUUCCACACUUGGUGGUAACGCUGGCAUCAAUCCAGGCAAUCCUUGCGGCUCUAUCGGUGUGGGCAACGCUGGUGGCGGAGGUGGUAGUGGUGCUAGCACACCGGCGAGCAGCGUCUCCGCCCCUCCGACCUCAAUAAGCGGCGGUGUGGUUUCCAGCAGCGGUCCAAUACCACCACCGCCGACAUUGGCCACUGCAUCGGCAAUGGGUAUAAAAGCAUCACCGAGUCUGACGCUUAGUUCAGCGGCACCUCAUAUGUUGCACAGAGCGGGGGAACUGCCACCGGGAUAUGCGAGCGCGCUACCCGGAAGAUCGCCCUUCGAAACAUCGCCGCUGGCCUCGAGCUUCAUUGGCGCCCCACCCAGUCAUAUUGGCACCGCAGUUUCCCCCUUCGGCCGCUACGUAGCACCGUUCCCGUUCACCACCGGCAUCGCGCAUUUCGGUCGUGAAAUGCCUUUAGGCGGACCCUUGGAUCCGUGGCGAGCCAGCGCCAUGCCACGUAGUGUCGCAUAUCAUCCGGUAUCCGCGCCCAGUGGUUGGCAAUUAAAAGCGGAUCCAGCACUGGAUAAUGCCCGACGGGAGGCCGAGGAGCGUGAACGCGAACGUGAGUUGCGCGAGCGCGAGCAACGAGAACGCGACCGGCAAAGACGCGAGCGUGAGGAACGUGAGCGCAAGGAGAAGGAGGAGAAACUAAAGCGGGAGCAGCAGGAGCGUGAAAGGGAACGGGAACGAGAGCGCAAAGAACGCGAGCGACGCGACAUGGAGCAGCGGGAGCGUAUGCUGCAACAGCAGCGCAUCAAUGAAAAUAACAAGCAAGCUGCGGCGGCGGCAGCAGCAGCGGCAGCCGCAGCGGCUUCUUCGGGACCGUCACGAGAUCGUUCGCCUCAUCGAAGCGUCGGGGAACUCAACACGGAGAUACGAAUCAAAGAGGAGCAUCCGCGCACCAAAGAGGAACAGGAUGUAAUGAUGAUGCGUGCCUCCGCGGCUGUCGGUGACCCGCGUUAUCAUCCCUCGCUAGCUGCAGCGCAGGCUAAUGCCGCAGCAGCGGCGGCGGCCGCGCACCACCAUGCCAGUUUUAUGGCUGCUGGUGGUCGACACGGACCGCCGCAUGGACUACCCCCGCCUCCGUCGCACCUGUCACGCACAAUGAUGGCGCCCUCGAUGGGUGUUGGCAGCCCGCUUACUCAUUUUGCACCGCCCGGUCCGCCCGGCUGGGGCAUAGAUCCAUAUCGGGAUCCCUACACACCAAUCCUGCGCUACAAUACCAUGAACCCCAUCAUGGAGGCAGCUCUGCGACAUGAGGUGGAGGAGCGUCAGAAAGCGAUGAACAGCAUGUAUGCCGUACAGUCGGCGGCUCAUUUGCGUGGCAAGGAGCCAAGCCCCAUACCCCCGCCCUCGGUCGGUCCACUCGGUCCGCCACCACAGCAUCAUCGCAUGCAACCGACUCCGAAUAUGGGCGGUGCCCCUGGUGGACAGGCGCCCGCACAGCCCCCCUCUUCGCAAGUCCAAAUGCCCACGGGCAUUGUGACGAGUAAAGGGCCGGGACCGCCUCCCUCAAUGGGCAUGCCCGUCCAACAUGUGAUCGCGGUGGACUCCAUGGGUCAUCCAACAGUGACCACGAAAAAGGAGCCCGACCACUCUGUGGGCAUUGUGAACAGUGGGCAGGGUGUUGGCCUAACCACUGUACCUGCUGGAGUUAUGGGCAUGUCCCCGGCUCCUUCCGUGGCGCCUAGUCGAUGAUAAAUCCAUGCCCAGCAGCCGUAGCAGCAGCAAUAUUUAAUAUUUAAAUAGCCAAUUAAAUUGUGAAAUUUUAAAAAUUUCAAGCACUUUUAGCACCAUUCUCUCCCUUAUCCCUCCUCACCACACCUCACCUAACUUCACCACACCAAACCACACCUCUCCCCUGUCCACAACAAUGUUUGUCAAUGAGAAAACACCAAGAGAAUAAGCGAAACGCUUUUUGUAAAGUAGAAACACGAAACAAUACCGAACUUGAAAAUUGUAUGUAUUUUUAUGUAACAAGGUUAAAAACAAAAACAAAACAAAUCUCGAUAUAAAAACGCAUGUAUGUUAAAAAGCAAAACAAAAAACAAAAAUGAAAACAAAAAGAAUGCAAAAAAGCAUCAGAACGAAGGAGAGGAAGAUAAAAGAUGAAUCGCUCUAUUCUAUUACUGACUUUCUAUGCAAUCCUAUGUACUGAGCCGCAACGCUGGUGACACGCUGCUUCCCUCUUACGUCUUGGCCGCAGCGGCAGACGGAACAUAACACAACUACUUUAACUUAUAUAUAUGCAUAUAUAAAACAAAAAACAAAACAAAACCAACUAAUACUUACUAGUAUGAAUUAGAAAUUUAGGCUCGAGUAUAUAUAUAUAUAUGUAUAUAUAUAUACAUAUAUAUAUAUAUUAUAUAUAAAAGUAUAUAUAUAUUUAGUGCAUUUGUAUUAUUUGUAUAAUGUGAAAUUGAGAGAGGCAAGAAGACGUGUUGAAGAGAUACUAUAAUUAGAUGUAUAUACACACUUACAUACAUACAUACAUAUACAUGCAAACAAUCUCAUACAUAUAUGUAUGGAUGUCAUCGGUGCCCAUUACAUGGAAUGAUCAGUGCACCUGAUAUAUAGCCACAUACACAUAUAUGUGACAUUAAAGCACAAAUAUGUGCACAUAUGUAUGGUGCACAUGAUUGGAAAAAUAUGAUUGAUUUCAUGGGGUGCUUUUGGCACAGGUUGGGAGGAAAAAA
This is a messenger RNA of Scaptodrosophila lebanonensis, 9807 nucleotides long. RefSeq names its product mucin-5AC (gene tay). The transcript is spliced from 14 exons. The record is from RefSeq and is a predicted model, not a curated record. Lineage: Eukaryota; Metazoa; Arthropoda; Insecta; Diptera; Drosophilidae. The coding region runs from base 986 to 8809 and encodes 2607 amino acids.